AGACGGGAAGAAGACUGUUGUAGUCUGGAGUUUUAUUCCAGAUGCUGAUUUGUUUCCCAAUGUCCAUUGCGGAGACUCGCCAUAUUAAAUGGCACAAAUAGUGCAGACCAAUGGAACCCAGCCUCUUAGCAAGACAUGGGAACUCAGCUUAUAUGAGUUACAGAGAACACCUCAGGAGGCAAUCACAGAUGGCAUGGAGAUUGCAGUGUCACCCAGAAGUCUGCACAGUGAGCUGAUGUGUCCUAUCUGUCUAGACAUGCUGAAGAACACUAUGACAACUAAAGAGUGCCUCCAUCGCUUCUGUGCUGAUUGCAUUGUUACUGCCCUCAGGAGUGGAAAUAAAGAGUGUCCAACAUGUAGAAAGAAACUGGUCUCCAAGAGAUCACUGCGGCCAGAUCCAAACUUUGACGCGCUCAUCAGCAAAAUAUAUCCCAGUCGAGAUGAGUAUGAGGCACACCAAGAGCGGGUGCUGGCUAGGAUCAGUAAGCACCAUAACCAACAAGCCCUGAGCCACAGCAUUGAAGAAGGACUCAAAAUGCAGGCACUUAAUAGAGCACAGAGGGUGAGAAAACACCAGGCUGAGAAUGGAAGUGGAGCAGAAGACAAUGGGGACAGUUCACAUUGCAGUAACGCUUCCACGCAUAGCAAUCAGGAGGCAGGACCAAGUCAAAAACGUGCAAAGACAUCAGAUGAGUCUGGUCCUGAUCUUGACACCAUGAAUGAGAAUGGGACAGGGGAUCCUGAUCCAGUGACUGAUGGAACCAAUGAAAUUGAACUGGUCUUCAGGCCUCAUCCUACACUAAUGGAGAAAGAUGAAACAGCACAGACCAGGCAGGUCACGGUUGGUGUCCAGAGGAUUGUGGGGCGCACACCGGUGUCGAGAAAGCGGUAUAUAAAAACAACAGGAAAUGCCACUGUUGACCAUCUGUCUAAGUACUUGGCUAUGAGAUUAGCCCUGGAAGAGCUCAGGAAGAAUGAAGAAGCAAAUCCAAUGAAUGUGGAAACAGUCAGUGAGAAACAGUACACCAUUUAUAUUGCAACAGUGAAUGGCCAAUUUACUUUGCUGAAUGGCUCCUUUUCACUAGAACUUGUCAGUGAGAAGUACUGGAAGGUGAACAAACCAAUGGAACUUUAUUAUGCACCAACCAAGGAACACAAAUAAGCAUUGGUGCAAGAUCCAUGAUGCAGAAAUUAAGUCAGAAGUUUUGUUGGUUGUGACACAUUUGUCUUCCAUGCAACAACAACCAGCAUCAUGAGAUGUUCUGUUGAAUAAAAAGUGUCACAUGUUCAAAUUUACAGAUCUGUGACGUGCAAAUUCACAACUUAACAUCACAGACUUGGGAAAGAGGACAGUGUCCCAUUAAGUUCUCUUAUCUGAUCAUGAUAUUGUGGGCACCACCUGGAAUUCAGAAAGUAGAAGUUUGUAGUGUGUUGCUUCUCAGUUUCUUGGUUUAUGGAUUAUAUCCCAGGCAGUCAGUUAUAUAGAAAUAUAUAUAUAUUGUUUUGGUUGCUGUGAAUCUCUUGCAAACCUAUUGGCAAAGAUCUAAUUUCAUAUUCAAAAAAUUCUCAGACCCCUAAAGUGUCAACAGAUGUUGGAAAACAGUACAACAGCAGCCCUCCAAACUUAAGUGACUACACUUCAGAUGUGAGGCAGGGCGGAGUGGGUCAGUAGGUUGACAAUGGAAAAUAGUAAGAAUAUCACAGGCUUCCUUCCUCUAACUCCAAGGGCUAAGACUAGUUGUCAUGCCCCAAGCCAUGUUCUGAGUGGCAUUUAAACCCCCAUCCUAUGCAGUGUAUUAACAUACUAAGUUAUUUGGAGGGUAACCAAAUUAUUUAAUUUGAAGGCAAGUGAUUUUUAACAUUACAAACCUAUGGUUUAAAACAAACUUCUACAUUCCAAAAUGAAAUGCUACAGAAUGGCAAAGCAUUGCGCACACAGAAAUAUAUUUUCAGUGUCAUUUUUUUAAGUCAUUUUCUUCAUGUCAAAUGUAUGAUGGGUAUUUAUAUU
This is a messenger RNA of Hemiscyllium ocellatum (epaulette shark), 2008 nucleotides long. RefSeq names its product ring finger protein 2 (gene rnf2). The transcript has 8 exons. The record is from RefSeq and is a predicted model, not a curated record. The coding region runs from base 89 to 1162 and encodes 357 amino acids. Gene Ontology annotation, molecular function: chromatin binding; ubiquitin protein ligase activity. NCBI's taxonomy places the organism in Eukaryota, Metazoa, Chordata, Chondrichthyes, Orectolobiformes, Hemiscylliidae. Gene Ontology annotation, cellular component: PcG protein complex; ubiquitin ligase complex.